CCUCCCCACCCCCCUCCUCCCUCCUUUGCCCCCGCCCCCUCCUCCCUCCUGGGGCGAGGGGGCCUCCCUCCCUCUCCCCCCCUUCUCUCUCUCUCCGAGGGGGGGGGGUCCCGGGGAGGGAGGGGGGGGACCCCCGAUCAGCAUGUGGCUCCUGGCGCUGUGUCUGGUGGGGCUGGCGGGAGCUCAACGGGGAGGAGGGGGUCCCGUCGGUGGCGGCGCCCCGGGCGGCCCGAGCCCGGGCCUCGGCAGCCUCGGGGAGGAGCGCUUCCCGGUGGUGACCACGGCCUACGGGCGAGUGCGCGGCGUGCGGCGCGAGCUCAACAACGAGAUCCUGGGGCCCGUCGUGCAGUUCUUGGGCGUGCCCUACGCCACGCCGCCCCUGGGCGCUCGCCGCUUCCAGCCGCCCGAGGCACCCGCCUCGUGGCCCGGCGUGCGCAACGCCACCACCCUGCCGCCCGCCUGCCCGCAGAACCUGCACGGGGCGCUGCCCGCCAUCAUGCUGCCCGUGUGGUUCACCGACAACCUGGAGGCGGCCGCCACCUACGUGCAGAACCAGAGCGAGGACUGCCUGUACCUCAACCUCUACGUGCCCACCGAGGACGGUCCGCUCACAAAAAAACGUGACGAGGCGACGCUCAAUCCGCCAGACACAGAUAUCCGGGACUCCGGCAAGAAGCCCGUGAUGCUGUUUCUGCACGGCGGUUCCUACAUGGAGGGCACUGGGAACAUGUUCGACGGCUCCGUCCUGGCCGCCUACGGCAACGUCAUCGUGGCCACGCUCAACUACCGGCUGGGCGUGCUGGGUUUCCUCAGCACUGGCGACCAGGCUGCAAAAGGCAACUAUGGGCUCCUGGACCAGAUCCAGGCCCUGCGCUGGCUCAGUGAAAACAUCGCCCACUUCGGGGGUGACCCCGAACGCAUCACCAUCUUUGGGUCCGGGGCGGGGGCCUCCUGUGUCAACCUUCUGAUCCUCUCCCACCAUUCGGAAGGGCUGUUCCAGAAGGCCAUCGCCCAGAGCGGCACCGCCAUUUCCAGCUGGUCUGUCAACUACCAGCCACUCAAGUACACGCGGAUGCUGGCGGCCAAGGUGGGCUGUGACCGCGAGGACAGCGCCGAGGCUGUGGAGUGUCUGCGCCGGAAGCCCUCCCGCGAGCUGGUGGACCAGGACGUGCAGCCCGCCCGCUACCACAUCGCCUUCGGGCCCGUGGUGGACGGCGACGUCGUCCCGGAUGACCCUGAGAUCCUCAUGCAACAGGGGGAGUUCCUCAACUACGACAUGCUCAUCGGCGUCAACCAGGGCGAGGGCCUCAAGUUCGUGGAGGACUCCGCGGAGAGCGAGGACGGCGUGUCAGCCAGCGCCUUCGACUUCACCGUCUCCAACUUUGUGGACAACCUGUAUGGCUACCCCGAGGGCAAGGACGUGCUGCGAGAGACCAUCAAAUUCAUGUACACGGACUGGGCCGACCGGGACAAUGGUGAGAUGCGGCGGAAGACCCUGCUGGCGCUCUUUACUGACCACCAGUGGGUGGCACCAGCCGUGGCCACCGCCAAGCUGCACGCCGACUACCAGUCCCCCGUCUACUUCUACACCUUCUACCACCACUGCCAGGCCGAGGGCCGGCCCGAGUGGGCAGACGCGGCGCACGGGGACGAGCUGCCCUAUGUCUUUGGCGUGCCCAUGGUGGGUGCCACCGACCUCUUCCCCUGCAACUUCUCCAAGAAUGAUGUCAUGCUCAGUGCCGUGGUCAUGACCUACUGGACCAACUUCGCCAAGACUGGCGACCCCAACCAGCCUGUGCCACAGGACACCAAGUUCAUCCACACCAAGCCCAACCGCUUCGAGGAGGUGGUGUGGAGCAAGUUCAACAGCAAGGAGAAGCAGUACCUGCACAUCGGCUUGAAGCCCCGCGUGCGCGACAACUACCGCGCCAACAAGGUGGCCUUCUGGCUGGAGCUGGUGCCCCACCUGCACAACCUGCACACGGAGCUCUUCACCACCACCACGCGCCUGCCCCCCUACGCCACGCGCUGGCCGCCGCGCCCCCCGCCCGGCGCCCCAGGCACGCGCCGGCCCCCGCCACCCGCCACCCUGCCGCCCGAGCCUGACCCCGAGCCGGGCCCGCGGGCCUAUGACCGCUUCCCCGGGGACUCCCGGGACUACUCCACGGAGCUGAGCGUCACCGUGGCUGUGGGCGCCUCCCUCCUCUUCCUCAACAUCCUGGCCUUCGCCGCCCUCUACUACAAGCGGGACCGGCGGCAGGAGCUGCGGUGCAGGCGGCUCAGCCCGCCGGGGGGCUCGGGCUCCGGCGUGCCCGGGGGCGGCCCCCUGCUCCCCGCCACCGGCCGCGAGCUGCCACCCGAGGAGGAGCUGGUGUCCCUGCAGCUCAAGCGGGGCGGCGGCGUCGGGACGGACCCUGCCGAGGCCCUGCGCCCCGCCUGCCCGCCCGACUACACCCUGGCCCUGCGCCGGGCGCCGGACGACGUGCCUCUCCUGGCCCCCGGGGCCCUGACCCUGCUGCCCAGCGGCCUGGGGCCCCCGCCGCCCCCUCCACCCCCCUCCCUCCACCCCUUCGGGCCCUUCCCCCCGCCGCCCCCCACCGCCGCCAGCCACAACAACACGCUACCGCACCCCCACUCCACCACGCGGGUAUAGGGGGCGGCUUGGGGAGGCCCCCCUCCCCGGCCCUCCAGGCCACCCCGAAGGCAGGGAGGAGGACCUGGCGACAGGCUCUUCCCGCUGGAGCCGUCUCGCGUCGAGGAGCCUUAGGUGGCCAUGGGUCUCCUCAGUGGGAUCCGAGUUUCUCCCACGCAGAGAGGCACCUGGGCCUUUGGACAACUGGGGGUGUUUUUUGGCCCCUCCAUCAGGGCGCCAGUCUUCGGUGGGUGGAAACGGGGAAUUAUUUUCCCACGUGGAGGUGCGCGUUCUCACCAGGGGGUGUUUUCCCAUGUGCAGGGUAAGGUUUUUUUUUUGCCACCCUGGACACAUGUUGGCCCCCUCAAAGAAUUUCUGCAGGGGUGUGUACCCCGUAAUCCUGUUCCCUCAUGCCUUCUCCCACCUCGUCCCCCACCCAGCCCUAUGGAGACCCUGGAAGCGGUGUGUUCACAGACAGUGACCCUUGGCCACCAGACAACACAGCAAGAACCCCACAGCCCCCUCUCCUCCCCCCCAGCAAAGCAUGUUUACCCCCCGCGGCACAGGUCAGGCCAAGCACAUUCCCCAGGUAGGUGCCCACCUUCCACAGAUGGCAGACACAGGUUUCCUGCAGGGGGGAGGGUGCAGAUCCGUGCACCCCUGUGCUGCCCGGGAACUUGUUUUCCCCAUGGGUCCAGGACAUGCUGCUCUGAGUGGACACAUGUUCUUGCAUGUGGAUGCGUGUUUUCCCAUGCAGACAGCCCCUUUCCUCCCAGUGCACCCCCCACCUCCCUGGCCCAGCACUUGUUUCUCCCCAUGUGGCAGGUGGGAACAGACUGAAAACAGAAGCUGAGGGGGAUGGACAGAUCCAGGGGGAAGGCUCUGGCCCUCCUGCCCCCAGAGAUGCUGAGUUGGGGAUGGGGGGGGGCAAAGUCCACCCACAGAGGCCAUGCAUGUUUGACCAAACUCCUCACUCCAGUCCCUGGACAGCCUUUCCCUCAGACCAUUGCUCAUCUAUGCCAAACUGGGAAGGUGGGUUUGAGGGGGUGGGGGUAAGACCCUUUUCCAAAAUGUGCCAAGGAUUCCCCGGUCCUGGGCUAGGUCAGGGGACACAUUGGGGGCUGCUGGGAUCUGGGCAGGGGUGGGGGGUGGCAGUUAAGGGAGCCCAGCCUGUGCCUCUCUUCUCACUCUAUCUUGUUCCUUCCUCUCUGCCUCAGUUUCCCAUUCUCCUCCAUCUCUGUCUCCCUAUCUCAGUGUCAGAUCAACUUCCCCACAGCUGACCUCACCCCACCUUCUUGCCUACUCUUCCCCGGUCUCUCAGCUGCCAGGACUCCAGGCAAGGGGAGGGGAAGAGAGAAGAGAGCUUUCCCCGGAGGGGUUGAGGAGAGAAUGAGGUCAGCCUCCAGGGGAGCAGGUGGAAGGGGCAGUAGGAGGGGGCUCAGGCACAAGAAUUUGAAAGGAACCGUGUGAAGUAACUGCCCGGAGGGAACCUGUGGGGAAAGACUGAGUCUCUGGGGCAGAGAACAAUGUCUGAUGUCCGGGAGGGCUUUGAGGGGCACCAGUGGAGGAGGAGAGAACCCUUGUCUGCUGGCCCUUUGUGGGGUGUGAGUGCCAAACUUGAGUAGGGGCUGGGGUGCUGCUUCCCACUGACACCCAAAUCCAAAGUCCCUGGUCUUGACUCCCCAGAACGUUGCCUCCCGACAGUCCCUGGCCCUUCCUCCCUCCACCCGUGGAAACUUAGUUCUUUUCUGUCCCCUUCCUCUGCCUGGACUAGCUCCACUCCGAGCAGUCACACCCUCCAAAUGCUAGGGCUCUGGGCCCUGAACCCUGGAGACAGAUGCCCCCUGAACUGGGACAUGGGAGAGGGGCUGGGGGACCCCAUGAUUCAGCCACGGACUCCAAUGCCCAGCCCCUCUCCCCAGAGCAAUUCCCUGAUGAUCCCAUGUCCCCCCACCCCAAUCCUUUGCGGCUCUGUACACAUUUUUAAAUCUGGCAAAAGAUGAAGAGAAUAUUGUAAAUAUAAAAGUUUAACUGUU
Molecule: messenger RNA, 4668 nt
Organism: Choloepus didactylus (southern two-toed sloth)
Lineage: Eukaryota; Metazoa; Chordata; Mammalia; Pilosa; Megalonychidae
Gene: NLGN2
Product: neuroligin 2
Exons: 7
Coding region: 143-2653 (836 amino acids)
Biological process (GO): chemical synaptic transmission; postsynaptic membrane assembly; presynaptic membrane assembly
Cellular component (GO): synapse; cell surface; postsynaptic specialization membrane
Molecular function (GO): neurexin family protein binding; signaling receptor activity
Source: RefSeq, a predicted model, not a curated record